GGCUUGGGCGCCCCGAGGGCCGACGCUCCUGCCAUUGCUGAGUGGCCCAGGCCCCGGGAGGCCGGCCAGGCCGGUCCUGCGGCUCACCCCGCCUCUCCUGCCCAGGCUGCCCUCUGGAGCCGGCCUCAUGGAGCGGAUCCAGGCCAUCGCCCAGAACGUGUCGGACAUCGCGGUGAAGGUGGACCAGAUCCUGCGCCACAGCCUGCUCCUGCACAGCAAGGUGUCUGAAGGUCGGCGGGACCAGUGCGAGGCGCCCAGUGACCCCAAGUUCCCUGACUGCUCUGGAAAGGUGGAGUGGAUGCGUGCCCGCUGGACCUCUGACCCCUGCUACGCCUUCUUCGGGGUGGACGGCACCGAGUGCUCCUUCCUCAUCUACCUCAGUGAGGUCGAGUGGUUCUGUCCCCCGCUGCCCUGGAGAAACCAGACGUCGGCUCAGACGGCCCCCAAGCCCCUUCCCAGAGUCCAGGCAGUGUUCCGGAGCAACCUGUCGCACCUCCUGGAGCUGAUGGGCAGUGGGAAGGAGUCCCUGAUCUUCAUGAAGAAGAGGACCAAGCGGCUCACGGCCCAGUGGGCGACGGCUGUCCAGCGUCUGGCACAGAAGCUGGGGGACGUCUGGAGGGACCAGAAGCAGAUUCUCGUCCACAUUGGCUUCCUGACCGAGGAGUCCGGGGACGUCUUCAGCCCGCGGGUGCUGAAGGGCGGGCCUCUGGGGGAGAUGGUGCAGUGGGCGGACAUCCUGGCUGCUCUCUACAUCCUGGGCCACAGCCUGCGGGUCACGGUCUCCCUGAAGGAGCUGCAGAGGUGAGUGCUGGGGACAGCCGCUGCCCUGGGCUGGGGCCAGGAAGGGACCCAGGAGGACCAUCCCAGGAGCCACGGCUCCACCGCAGGCCCCACGGCCCCCGGAUCCUGGGUGGUUCCUGCUCGGUCAGGUACUGGCGUCCCCAGUUCCCCACUGGCCCGCUCACCUGCCCCCUGCUUCCCCUCCCUGCUGACGUCCAGCCACGCGUGGGAUGCACCCAGGAAGUGUGUUUGCACAGCACGGUUCUAACGGUGUCCAGUCUCCAUCUCUGACCUGUGGUGGGGGGCAGUGUUUGCAUUCAGGGCCUGACAAUAUCGGCUCUCGGGGCUGAGCCUCGUCAUGCAGAUGGGUCCCUGGUGCCUGCCAUUGGUGGGCCGGGCACACCCUGGGGGCUUUCUCUUCUGGAACCAGAUUCCUUCCUGGGCCUACUGUGGGGGCUGGGCCACCUGGAGGGUGGGUGCUAGGGUGGCUGGGUGGUGCCCACUCUUCUCCGCUGCUGAGUCUCCGGGGUCCCUCUCCUACCAUCUGUCAGAGAUGGAGUUCCUGGUGCUUGGGGAGAGGGUGGAGCUAAAGAUUGUGAGUGUGAGUGUGUGUGUGUGUGUGUGUGCGCGCGUGCAGCAGAGAGGGAAGACGGAGGUUACCUAUGAAAGUACGUGGGAUACGUGAGGACACCAGGGAUAAGCUGACCUCCUUGGUGUCGCUGUCCUCCUCAAGAUGGAGAGGCUCGCGAGGCCCUGGAUCCCACCUCCCAUUCCUCCGCCUCCCCCAGAGGAAACCCAUGGCUUGAAUUUUGUGAUUAUACUUUGCCUUUUUUUUUUCAAAAAGAGUUUUCCCAUAGGUGUGUGUCUAUAAACGACGUGUGGUUCAGGUUUGGUCUGGUUCUGAGCUGUGUGACAGUGGCACCUACUGUCCUGGCCUCCGAGGCCUGUCUUUUCACCCGUGGUUACGUCGGACUUGUCCGUGCUGUUGCACGUGACUGUUUUCCAGUCAUUUCCACUGCUGUGUAAUAUUCCACGGUGUGACUGUGCCAUAAUUAUUCGUCAGUAUUUGCUGUCUGUGAACACUUUUUCUUGCUUUAAAAAUCGGUUUGAGCCAGGUGCUGGGGUGCACACAUGUAAUUCUGGCAACUCUAGAGAUGGAGGCAGGAGGAUUGCAAGUUUGAGGCCAACCUUGGCAACUUAGCAAAGCCCUGUUUCAAAAAUAAAAAAUAAAAAGGGCAGGGAAUGUGACUCGGUGGUUAAGAGCUGUGGGUUCAAUCCCUGGUACCAAAACAACAAAACAAAAAGCCCAAAUUGGCUUGAACGGUGUAUGCUGCGAUGCUCACUCAUGUCCAUGUCACUUGGGGCACCUGUGUAAGGGUCUCUCAGGUCAUUGAAGAGCCCACUCCAGGCUGGGAGCCGCCUGAAAGCCGGUGCUGAACCCACAGUGUGUUCUAGUUCAACCGUCCAAGGACAGAUCUGAGAGACAGACCCUUCUAUUGAGGCAGUUUCUCUGGGGUCUAGACUUAGAUGCACAGUUUCCCCCCUCCAGCGGGGGUUCAGGGUGCAUGAAAAUUCAACUUUAUGAGAAUAUACCAAACUGGUUUCCAUGGUGACUCUGUCACCUGGCAGUCCCACCUGUUGGCCACAGGCCCCGUUCUUCGGGUGAUCAGACUUGCUAGGUGAGGGUAGCAUGCACGCGAUGUCCCGUCCUGGCAUUUCCUGACAGCCACGAGCGUCCCGUCCUGGCUCGGCAAGGUGGAAAGGAUACAAGAGCAAUAUAGAGAAAUCAACCACAGAACAAUUUGAAAAUGAAAUUUAUAUUACCUUCACAUAAAACAAUAAUAAAUGUAAGUACAAUUUCUGUAUGCUGAAAACUUACAUAAAACAUUGGCAACAGAAAUAAGGACGACCUACAUAAGUGGAGGAAAGUUCCAUGUUGAUGGAUUCCAAGACUCAGUAUUGUCAAAAUGGUGAUUUUUGCAGGCAUGGUAGUGACACCUAUAAUCCCAGGAGGCUGAGGCAGGAGGAAACAUGUUGGAGGCCAACCUUUAGCAACACUCUCUCAAAACAAAAAGGGACUGGGGAUGUAGCUUGGUGGAAGAGUGCCUCAGGUUUAAUUCUUAGUACUGAAGAGGGGGUAAAAAUAAAGAAGAUAAUUUUUACCACAUGAAUUCAUAGACUGAAGCAAACUCAAGAUCCCAUAGGAUUUCUUUGGGGGAAAAUUGACAAGUUGACUCCAAGGUUUACAAGAAAAUACAAAUGACUUGGAAUAAGCAAAACAAUUUUGAAAAAGAGCAAGAUUGGUAGAGUAUCAUUUUUAAAUUCUAAAACUUACUGUGAAUAUGCAAUAAUUAAUAUAGGGCAGUAUUGACACAAGGACAGAUCGAUUAAAAAAAAAAGAAUUGAGGAUCCAGAAAUUCUUAUAUUUCUGGCCAAUUGAUUUCUUAUUUAUUUUUUCUGGUACUGAUUGAACUUGGGGGCACUCUACCACUGAGCUACAUUCCCAUAGUUUUUUUUCAUUUUUAAUUUGAGAUAGGAUCUUGCUAAGUUGUUGAUGCUGGCCUCUGAUCUGCAAUCCUUUCUCAGACUUGAUAGUUAAUGGGAUUGCAGGCAUGCACCACUGCACCCAGCUUUUUUUUUUUUAAGGUCUCUAAUUAUUAUUAUUCUUUGUUUUGUUGUUUUAUUUUUUUGCAUUGCCAGGUUUGAUCCCAGGGCCUUGCACAUGCUAGGCAAGCAAACAUCCUCAGCCCCUUGUCAAUUGAUUUCUGACAAACAUAGCAAGAUAAUUCAAUGGGGAAAGGAUAAUCUUUUCAAGAAAUUGAAUAGUCAAUGGAUGGGCGUUGUUUGUGGCGCAUGCCUAUAAUCCCAAUGGCUCUAGAGGCUGAGACAGGAGGAUCUUGAGUUCAAAGCCAAUUUCAGCAAUAGUGAGGCGCUAAGCAACUCAGUGAGACCCUGUCUCUAAAUAAAAUACAAAAUAGGGCUGAGGAUACAGCUCAGUAGUUGAAUGCCUCUGUGUUCAAUCCCUGGUACCCGCUCUGCCACAAAAAAAGAAAUUGAAUAUUUACAUGCAAAAGAAUAAACCUAGACCCUUACCUUACACCGAAGUACAUAAAUACCAAAGCAAAGUAGGUCAUAGUCAUCAUGGUAAAAGCUGAAACCAUAAAGCCACUAUGUGAGAAAAUGGAAGAAAAUCUUUCACCCAGGUUGGGUAGAGUUUUAGGUAUGACACCAAAGGCAUGAUGCUUUAAAAAAAAAAAUGGAUGAAUUGGAUCUCAUCAAAAUUAAAAACUUUUAUUUCAAGAGCCAGAAUUCAGAUAAAUGUAAACACAAGGCACAGAUUAGAUUAGAUUAGAAAAUACUGCAGAUUGUUUGCCUGACGAAAGGCAAAAUUUG
Molecule: messenger RNA, 4173 nt
Organism: Marmota monax (woodchuck)
Lineage: Eukaryota; Metazoa; Chordata; Mammalia; Rodentia; Sciuridae
Product: alpha-1,6-mannosylglycoprotein 6-beta-N-acetylglucosaminyltransferase B
Exons: 5
Coding region: 128-805 (225 amino acids)
Biological process (GO): protein N-linked glycosylation
Cellular component (GO): Golgi apparatus
Molecular function (GO): alpha-1,6-mannosylglycoprotein 6-beta-N-acetylglucosaminyltransferase activity
Source: RefSeq, a predicted model, not a curated record